This is a messenger RNA of Durio zibethinus, 1704 nucleotides long. Its product is annotated as CRIB domain-containing protein RIC4-like. NCBI's taxonomy places the organism in Eukaryota, Viridiplantae, Streptophyta, Magnoliopsida, Malvales, Malvaceae. The record is from RefSeq and is a predicted model, not a curated record.
CAUGGUAAUUGUCCUUUACAAAUCAACUUAACAUUUAUCAUAUAUUUUUAACUGAUAAUUAUAACAUAUAAAAAGUGUUUUUUAAUUACUAUGUCCUAUUUUAUCCAUAUCUUUAUUUUUAAAAAAUUUUUGUGUCACCUUGUUCAUAUCAUAUUAUACCCAUAUUAUGUGUUGAUAGGCUUCCUAGCUAACAGCCUAAACAUAGAAAUUUUACCUACUUUUAACUCCAUGCAUGUCAAGAAAAAUGAAAAACAUAGGUUGGGUUGGGUUAGGCCCGUUUUUAGGAUUAAACUUCUCAAUAUAAUCCUGUUAGUAUGAAUUAAUACACGUCCAAAUGUACCUAUCAGAUCAGUUGGUGUUUUCAAACCAAUCUUUUUCUCUACCAAACUAAACUCAAAUGUAUCUUGACCUUUUUUAUACAUUAGAAUUAUUGUAACUUGAUAACAAAGCCAUAGCCACUCAAUAUAACAAAGCAAUUACACUUCCAAUGGUUGCAUUUUCCUUCAACAACCGGUUUAUUUGGGUGUCUCACUUUUUCACUCACUGGCUCACCUUUUUGCUCUUUAUUCUAUUUCCCCCAUUGGCUGUUUAAUGAAGGAAUGAGAGACAAAAUGGAAAGAUUUGUUAUUCUUCCUUUCUCAGUUGGUUGUGUCUCUGAAUCAAGUGUGGCUGUAGCUGUGCAGCAUCCUGGAAGAUCAAAGCCUUCGGACACCAAUUCAACUGCGACAAGAACACGAGAGGAAGACGAAGAAAGUUUAUCAAGUGAAAGCAUGAAGUAUUCAUUGAAAUUCCUGCCUCUUCCAAAGCCUGACAUGUCUACUGGGUUUCACAGGUUGUUCAAGAGUUUCAAGACUUUAUCUCAAUUAUUUGCGUACAGGGAAGAGUCGGAGAAAGAUAUGGAAAUAGGAUUCCCAACAGAUGUAAAGCAUGUGACACACAUUGGAUUGGGUGGGUCUGCUGCAUCUACCAGCCCCAGCAUUGGCAGCUGGGACAAUCUAUUCUCACCUAAUCACUUGUUCGCUUUCCCUUCUGUUCCUUCGGGUCAGUGUGAAAUCCCCAUGGAAACACAAGCAGCAGCUGGCUCACCCCUUGUUCAAGCUUCUACCUAGACCAAAAAAAAAAACAAAAAAGAAAAGCUUAAUAGAUCAUGAUUGUUAUAUACUGGUGAAACAGUAUUGCCUUCACCAGAAUGAGUAAUAGUGGGUGUUGCUGAUGAUAAUAAUUAGGUAUAUUUAAGUGUCAAAAAAAUGGUUUAAAUUGUGAUGGAAUUCUCCCUCCCCUUGUUUGUUUUUUAGCUGUUACAAAGUUCCAUGGUGGGUGUAUAUGCUAAAAGAAAUUUCAUGGUUUUGUACGUAAUUAUAUGGUAUUAGAAAAAAAAUUCAGCAUUAUUAUUUGGAAAUUAUGAAAUUCUGUGGAUUUAACAUUCAAUCUUUGAGAACUAUUGUCAAUUGUUGUGCUAAAAGAAAUCCUUUAUUUUGAAUGGUUACUAUAUAUAACAGUAAAAGCUGAUAUUUCAUCCGUCAUGAAAUCUUCCACUGGAAUGCAUGUGCAUAGAACCAAGAAUGUCAUUAAUGACAGAUUGAGGAAUUCUAUUCAUAUAAUCUAAUUGCACUUCAUGAGUCUUUCGUAAAGUCACAUUCCCACAAGAUUCGAUAUAAGACUGAAAGUCCAGUUCUUCAUCUUCGUCUCUCUUCGAAUAUGUGA